Molecule: messenger RNA, 1176 nt
Organism: Exophiala oligosperma
Lineage: Eukaryota; Fungi; Ascomycota; Eurotiomycetes; Chaetothyriales; Herpotrichiellaceae
Exons: 2
Coding region: 1-1176 (391 amino acids)
Source: RefSeq, a predicted model, not a curated record
AUGAUUAACGUCCUUAUAAUGGCCGCCCUUAGCGCCAAACAUCAACUCUUCUCGUUGUCAUCAGGCGCCACAACUGCGGCCACCUCGAUCAACCUCGUGAUCGCUGUCCUGAUACGCCAGGAACUGAUCGUAAACUCGCUUUUUUGGUUACUGGGUCGAUAUCCAACCUCAAGUCCUCUUCGCCUUCGACGCCUGGCGGCCAAGGUAUAUCAUCUUGGUGGCGUUCAUAGCGGCACCGCCAUUGCGGCCACCAUCUGGUUUGGUAUCUCCAAUGUGACCCUGUUCAAAUCCUUAAGCUCGAUCUCAGUUAAGAAGGACCAAAUCACCAUCCAGUCUAUCACCAUUCUCCUUAACAUCCUGCUAGUCAUCACGAUCGUAACCGCCCUUCCAGCCUUCCGCACCUGGGCUCACGACCUAUUUAAGAUCGUUCACCCUCAUGUCCGGCUCGCCGAUCGAAGUUCCGAACUCACCGUCAUGGAUGUGGUUGGCGCGAGUCCCGUCUUCUGGAGUCUCCUCCUUGCAACCUUUUCCAUAGUGCUGCCCUGGCUUCGUCUGCGCAAAGUGCCGGUGCGUUCGGAGCCACUUUCUAACCACGCCCUCCAGCUUCAUUUCACCGGAGAGGGUCUGCCGCUGUGCGCGGCGGUCCGACUGUCAACUCGUCCUCUGCUCAAAUGGCACGCUUUUGCCACCAUUCCAUUCGACAACGGUGGAGGGUAUUCUGUCAUUAUAUCCAAUGCCGGAGAUUGGACGGCUCGACUGCUAGAGUCGCUACCGACCAAACUUUGGAUCCGAGGCAUACCGACCAUCGGAGUGCUUCAUAUGGCAUCCAUAUUUAACAAGGUGGUUCUGGUUGCUACGGGGUCUGGCAUCGGCCCCCUGUUAUCACUGACGAACCAUCAGCACCUCAUUUAUCGGAUUAUAUGGUUAACACCAGAUCCCAUUGCUACCUAUUCUAAGCCUGUUAUGACCAAAGUUCGAGAAGCCGACCCGGAUGCAAUGAUCUUCAACACGACCGAGUCUGGUCGUCCUAACCUUGUUAGACACGUUUAUCGAAUUUACUCCAUGUCAGGCUCAGAAGCCGUCUUUCUCGUUUCCAACCCACAAACGACAAGAAAGGUCGUGUACGAGCUGGAAUCGCGAGGCUUGCCAAUUUUCGCUCCGAUUUUUGAUUCGUAA